AUGUUCGCCAAAAGGCUCGGUGAGAAAUUGAAGAGCCAAGGCAUUCGUGUCUUUAGUAUUGAUCCUGGCUCCGUCAACACUGGAUUGCAGAGACAUUGCCCUCCACAUUUCUUGGAAAUGGUCAAGGAGUUGGAGAAGCCCGGCUCUCUUGUGGAUGCGGACGGAAACAAGUUUGAUAUGCAACCGUGGGCAACCCGGUCGGAAGGAGCGGCGAACAUGAUCACAGGAAUGAUUGAUACUACCAUCUCAGUUGACUACAACGGAUCCUUCUUGAGCCAAAAUGCCGUGGCAAAUGACCACAUGCACUCUCAUGUUCGGAAUGAGCAGAACAUCACGCGUCUUUGGGAUAUCAGUGAAGAGAUGAUUGGGGAAAAGUACGACAUUUAG
Messenger RNA from Penicillium brasilianum, 387 nucleotides. The record is from the annotation of a GenBank genome assembly. Lineage: Eukaryota; Fungi; Ascomycota; Eurotiomycetes; Eurotiales; Aspergillaceae.